Magnolia sinica is the source of this 678-nucleotide messenger RNA. Its product is annotated as large ribosomal subunit protein uL30x-like. Gene Ontology annotation, biological process: maturation of LSU-rRNA from tricistronic rRNA transcript (SSU-rRNA, 5.8S rRNA, LSU-rRNA). Gene Ontology annotation, molecular function: structural constituent of ribosome; RNA binding. The transcript has a single exon. The record is from RefSeq and is a predicted model, not a curated record. Gene Ontology annotation, cellular component: cytosolic large ribosomal subunit. NCBI's taxonomy places the organism in Eukaryota, Viridiplantae, Streptophyta, Magnoliopsida, Magnoliales, Magnoliaceae. Bases 67 to 513 code for a protein of 148 amino acids.
GGCCGAUUUUAUGUCAGCCCAACAGCUAAGUUGUUGUUCAUCAUCCACAUCCAUGGUAUUAAUGACAUGCACCCAAAGACAAGAAAAUUUCCUCAGCUCUUGUGUUUGAGACAGAUAUUUAAUGGUGUGUUUCUAAGGGUCAAUAAGGCCAUUGUGAACAUGUUGCAUAGGGUCGAGCCCUACGUGACAUAUGGCUAUCCCAAUUUGAAGAGUGUGAGGGAAUUAAUUUACAAGAGGGGUUAUGGCAAGCUGAAUAAGCAGAGAAUUGGUUUAACUGACAACUAUGUUAUUGAGCAGGCAUUGGGUAAGUUUGGCAUAAUCUGCAUAGAGGAUCUCAUUCACGAGAUCAUGACUGUUGGACCCCAUUUCAAGGAGGCCAAUAACUUCUUAUGGUCAUUCAAGCUCAAGGCGCUGCUAGGUGGUCUUAAGAAGAAGAGAAACCACUACAUUGAAGGAGGGGAUGCUGGAUACAGAGAAAAGUAUAUCAACAAGCUCAUUAGAAGGAUGAACUAACCCUUUAUGCAAAAUUUUCCUUCAUUCCAAGUUCUUCUAUCAAUAAUAGAAAUUACUAGAACUCAAUUUUUCCCUGCAGGAGGGCAGUAUUUUGGAGAACAUGGAAGUUGUUUGCAAUUUUGUCGCAUUUGGAUUUUGAAUUGGAAUUAUGUUGUUUCAUGAGUA